Messenger RNA from Sitodiplosis mosellana (orange wheat blossom midge), 3617 nucleotides. It is a transcript of the gene Pits, whose product is annotated as interferon regulatory factor 2-binding protein 2. Bases 1132 to 2646 code for a protein of 504 amino acids. Lineage: Eukaryota; Metazoa; Arthropoda; Insecta; Diptera; Cecidomyiidae. Gene Ontology annotation, cellular component: nucleus. The transcript is spliced from 6 exons. Gene Ontology annotation, molecular function: transcription corepressor activity. Gene Ontology annotation, biological process: regulation of transcription by RNA polymerase II. The record is from RefSeq and is a predicted model, not a curated record.
ACAUCAGCAGAUCGGCUCGACUCUUGCACACGCAUUUGCAAUUACACUAUACACGCAUAGCGAUAUCGAUUAACAAUUCCAUAGCCAUAGAAUACAAAGCAGGCAAUACACGUUUCAUGUUACAUAGCGAAUCUAUAAAGUCAGCCAAAAACCUAUAUAGAUUUUCAUUCGUAGUAAAGUGGUAUACGUGCUUUGUGUGUAAAUUACGUGCUGCCCCGUAAUAAAACGUACUUUCGUAUUUGACUCAAUCGAUUUUUCUUUUCAGGCAGUUGAACCAACACACAGCUGCGUGUGUGUUCCACAGCGUAAAUCGUUUGCAGUAUCGUCGUCAUUAUUCGGCACUUAGCCAAGCGCAGCGAAAAUGCGAUUCGAUAAAAUGAUAUGGCCCUAAACCAUUACAGCCACAUACACACUGAAUGCCGUUCAUUCUACGUCACAUUGGUAAUGUGUGUGUAGAGUGUGUGUCUCGGUCGGUCGGAAGCCUCACAAACACAUUUGCACACAAACAUUUACCAAUACACGACCAAACAAAACCGACCUGGCGACAACACACACAAACGCACAUAUGCAUAGGCACAUACACUAGCACAAACCACUACCAGCGUCGUAUUCGACCGCUUCGCUUGUGUGCGUGUCACCGAUGAUGAUGCUCAACAAUGAUUCGUUCGGAAUUCGUUGCUCCGAGUUCAAUAUUUUGGCUGUUUCUGUUUAGUUUGAAUGUGAAUGUGAUUAUGUGCUGACGCUCGUUUGUCUUUUCCUUCGGAAAAUUCAGAAGAAAAAAAAUUCAUCGAAUUUCUGGUGUUGUGAUUUCGAAAAUUGAAAUUGAUUGAAGUGAAGUAAAAAGGAAAAGUAAAAAAAAAAACAACAAUUUGUGGUGAAAAAUAGAAAAGUAAACAAUUUGCAUGUAUUCAAUUGAUAAGAUAUCGGCUAAACCGUGAGCCGAUAAAGAAGUGCUAUAUCAAUAAUCAACGAAAAAACGGCAGAUUAGUUGACCAGCCAGACGAAACUUCAUGAAUAAAAUUCGGAACGCCGUGUGAUCAAGUGUGUAAUUUGAAACGCUUUGAAAAAGUGAACAGAACCGAACCGAACCGAACAAAAUCAAAUCAAAACGAAUAAUCAAACAGUCACAAAAUGAGUGUACAACAACCAAAACGGCAACAGUGUUAUUUGUGCGAUUUGCCGCGAAUGCCAUGGGCAAUGAUCCAUGAUUUCAGCGAGCAGGUUUGUCGCGGGUGUGUGAAUUAUGAAGGAGCCGACAGAAUCGAAUUGGUUUUGGAUGGUGCACGCCAAAUGAAACGGGUUCAUUCGGCCGCUAAGCGUGGCCAUGAGAAUGGUGAAGUCGCUGCACAUCGCAGUAGCUCGAGUGCAGCGGCCGCUGGCCUAGUUGGCGCUCCAUCCGCACAUCAUCAUUCGUAUUCGUUGCAACAAGCAUCCCAACCGGGUGGAACUGGUCCACGUUUAUUGGAUUUCACACCAAAAAUGGAGCCACAUGAUACCGUUCGUCCCGUUCGCAUUCAUAUGCCAAAUCCACCGCAUCAUAUGCCGAUUACCGGUCGGGUUCAAGCACAACCUCCACAGCCGCCGCCAUCGUCGCAACCACCUGUUCCACCAACUCAAGCUCCUUCACAACCAUCGCCACAACAAAUUCCACCCGUAAGUUCUGAUUCAAAGAUGCCUCGAGUUUAUCACCGGUUAACACAAAACUAUUUGCAGAAUUUGUCGACGGUUGGAUUAAAACGGCCAGCUGACGAUGAAGAACCGGAAGGCGGAAGCUCAAAACGUAUUUUGUCGGAAGAUCAAGCGCGUCCACCACUCAGCCGUGGCGACUCAUUGCCAACGGCCCCAUUCGGCGGCGAUCGUCAACCAAACUUCAAGGAUAAACACCCAAUACGGGCUCCAUCAUUCGACACAGCAACAUUCAAAGCAGGCAUUUAUCCAACAUCAAUGCCAUUGCCCAUACCACUGCCAGUUGGGGAUCCAACGCCUCCAGCACAAUCAGCAACUUCACAAAGCCCCAUGGCUAAUUUAAUGUCCAUUACAGAAACUCUACCACCGGGAAGUCCAAGAAAUGGCUCAUCGCCACCAGGACCACCACCGCCACGAACUGCAUCUCGCGGCAGUCAGCAUUCGCCAAACAGCUCAGGCUCGAGCGGAAGACGAUCAUCAGGUUCACGGCAUGUUUCAAGUACGACAGUAACAUCAUCCGAAGCACAGCAGCAACAGCAGCAGCAACAGCAACAGCAACAAAACGCACAAGGCAAUUUGCCAGGCGUUCCGAUUCCAGUCAGCAAUGCAUCAAAUCUCAGUGUAAAUGCUCCGCCACCUGCUGAAGGUCUUGUGCCAUCAACUGGUAACACAACAGCUGGCGCCACUCCAGCACCAAACCCAACGCUGAAGUGUACAUUGUGCCAGGAACGUCUGGAAGACACACAUUUUGUUCAGUGUCCAUCAGUGAAUCAUCACAAAUUCUGUUUCCCAUGCAGCCGCGAGAGCAUCAAACGACAGGGUUCCGGUUCCGAAGUAUAUUGUCCCAGUGGUGAUAAGUGUCCGUUGGCAAACUCAACAAUUCCAUGGGCAUUUAUGCAAGGCGAAAUCGCAACCAUUCUUGGCGAAGAGCUGAAAGUGAAGAAAGAGCGCGAAACUUAAAAUGGAAAUUGCUAACGAAAUAUGGAUUUAAUGUGAAUAACAAACAAGAAGAAGAAUGAGAAGACGAAAACAAUUGUUCAGGAAACAUACGAUCAGUGUGACUCUGGUAAAAAUUUAAACGCAACGUAAACGAUAUCAACAGAAUUUUGUAACAUCUCAACGAAGUCGAAUCGUUUUAUGUCGGCCAGAUGAAAUUGAUCAAUCAAAACUGAUUUGUAUUUAAUAUCUAACUGAUGAAACAAAAAACAAGUUUGUUCUUUUUUAAAUUGUAACAAAAAGCCGAUAACACAAGAUCAUUUUUAAUGAAUGUAAUUGAUGAUUACGUUACCUUUUCUUCAACGAUCGCUUUUUGACACGUACACUUGAAUAUAUGAAUAUUUGAGGCAGAACCAACUAAACCUAUUUCGUAUCGCAUUAAAGAAAUCCAUAUGUAUUCAUUGUCAUACCGUAUACACACUUACAAUGGAAUAGCGCCGUUUUUAAGGAAACCAUCAAUUGGUUUUAAAGUGAAGUGAGGCAGGCGGCAGCAGCAGCCAUCAAAUUUUUUGGAUUUUGAUUUUAAGAACAAAAUCAACCGUGUCGAAUUGUGUUUAAUCAGAAAAUGGAUUGAAAGCUAGGUUAUUGUAUGAAAGAAUACAUCAAACCAUUUAUUCGUGAAACGAUGCGCGAUUUUUCUUGAGCAAUAUUUGUAGUGAAUAAUCUAUUGAAUAAUUCAAUAACAUUUAUUAUUAUACAAAUGAGGACUAUAAAAUAUGACAUUGAACAUUUUAAUGGAACAUUUAACUGAUAAGAUGAACAUACAUGUAUUGUGAACCAUUUGUUUUCCUUCUCGGACAUCAUGUACAUGUCGCACCGAGAGAAAACCCAGAAAUUGGUCUUUUUAUCCUGCUUACAACAAGAUUUACCUUGCAAAGUUGGAUGAUUUUAUUAUUAUUAACAUAAACACACAUACACAAAAACUCCAAUAAAAA